Messenger RNA from Bipolaris victoriae FI3, 1500 nucleotides. RefSeq lists its product as hypothetical. The coding region runs from base 1 to 1500 and encodes 499 amino acids. Gene Ontology annotation, molecular function: heme binding; monooxygenase activity; oxidoreductase activity, acting on paired donors, with incorporation or reduction of molecular oxygen. The record is from RefSeq and is a predicted model, not a curated record. The transcript has 3 exons. Lineage: Eukaryota; Fungi; Ascomycota; Dothideomycetes; Pleosporales; Pleosporaceae.
AUGAGCCAUAUUCUGAAUCUUCUAGCUUUUGGUGCAUUUGGUGUAACCUCUUCGAUUCUGUUCAAGAUACUGUAUAACAUCUUCCUACACCCACUCCGACACUACCCCGGACCAAAAUGGUGGGCUGCCACUCGCCUCGCCUGGUCCCAUUCCAUGCAAUCAGGGACGUACCACCUCAAGCUCGCCCAGUUUCACCAGCAAUACGGCCCAGUCGUGCGAGUCGCUCCUGAUGAGCUGUCUUACAUCGACCCCGAAGCCUGGAAGGACAUCUACGGUAAUCGCAACAUCCCAAAGAACCGUGUGUGGGCUGGUCAAGAAGAAGAACAUCGUCCUAUUAGCAUUGUCAGUACGGAUGAAGCAACGCAUUUGCGAAAUCGCAGAGCACUUACUAGGGCGUUUACCGAGCAUGCGAUCACCGAACAUGCACCUUUACUUGAAGGUCUUGUUGAAACCAUGAUACAGAAGCUCAGCGAAGCAACUAAGCAGGGCGGCGGAUCCGCAAUUGUAAACUUCACAGAUUGGUUCAACUGGCUGACUUUCGAUAUCUCGGGCAUCCUCUCUUUCGGCGAAUCCUUUGGCAGCGUAGCAGCCGGGCGUGCACACCCCUGGGUCGAAAUCAGUUGCAGUUUCGGCAAAGGCAUCGCGCUCAUGGCUUCAAUCAACUUCUUUCGCCCUCUGAAUAAACUGCUGAAACUCGCUAUGCCAAGGGGGAUCAUGGAGAAGAUGAAAUACCAUAAGGAACUGGCUCAUGCGAAGUUCAUGCAGCGUCUCGCGAUGGAGCAUAAGGAAAAGACCCAGGACUACGUAGGCUCGAUCCUGGCGUACAAUCAAGACAAGGGGGAGACAAAGAUUCCAGAUGAAGAGAUUGAAACGAACAUGACUGUGUUAAUUUUUGCGGGGAGUGAGACUACGAGCACUUCGCUUACAGCGAUACUUACGCAACUUCUGCAAAACUCAGCUGCUUUGACGAAAGUCGUAUCAGAGAUCCGCGAGAAUUUCAGGAGCGAACAAGACAUCAGCAUUACCAGUGUGGGUAAGCUGGAUUAUCUCGAUGCCGUGAUCCAAGAGGGCAUCCGAAUGGGUCCCCCAGUAGCAGUGGGUCUACCUCGCAUCACUCCGACAGAAGGUGAGAUUAUCUGUGGUCAAUACAUACCAGGCAAUACUUUCGUCUCCGUAAACCAAUACCCGACCUUCCGCUCCACCAUAAACUUUACCGAUCCCGAUCUGUUCGUCCCAGAACGCUUUCUAACUAACUCACCGUAUCCUUCUGAUCGCAUCGAUGCGUUUGUGCCGUUCCUACUCGGACGCCACAAGUGCAUGGGGCAAAAGCUCGCGUGGGCAAUCAUGCGCUUGACGUUGGCACGGCUGUUUUUCAGGUUUGAUUUAGAGGCAGCUGAGCAGGUUGGUGAUUUUGGGUUGCAGAAUAAUUUUAUGUUUUGGGAGAAGAGAGCGCUUAACGUGGAAAUUCAACCCAGAGAAAGGGCUGGGGUAGUUGAGUGA